AUGCUCCCCAUUGACAGCAGCGGCAGGAAGCCAGCGGGUACACCCGGGGCGCUAAGGCCUCCUGUUCCCGGAGGGGAGCACACUGGACACUUCCCCACAUAACUCCCAUCUCUGGGCCCGAGUCUGUACAUGGCGAAGUCCCCGGAGAACUCUACCCUGGAGGAGAUUCUGGGGCAGUACCAGCGGAGUCUCCGGGAACGUGCGUGUAGAAGCAGUCACCAACUGAAAUGUGGUCUGAAGGAAGGCGAGGUCGCUCCCGAGGCAGAUGCCCAGGAUCCUUCUUUUAGCGCCAAUGAAGGAAACGAAGACACUGGCGCUGCCUGGCACGAACUGCAGCACAGCCAUGCGGUGAAUCAACUCAAAGCUUUGUUGUACCAACAAGCAACUAAGGAAAGUGAGGUAUCUCCAUCAAGAAGACGAAAAAUGUCCCCUUUGAGGUCAUCAGAACAUGAGGAAACCAAUAUGCCUACUAUACAUAAUCUUGUCCCUAUCAUCAAUGACCAGUCUCAAUACAUUCAUCAUUUAGAGGCAGAAGUCAAGUUCUGCAAGGAGGAACUCUCUGGAAUGAAAAAUAGGGUACAAGUAGUUGUGCUUGACAAUGAACGGCUCCAACAAGAGUUGAAAUCUCAGAGACAAGAGGAAGCAAUGAGGGAGCAAACACUUCUGGAUGCAUCUGGAAACAUGCAGAAAUCUUGGAUUACAACAGGUGACGAUUCCAAGAUGGAGGAAGCUGACAAGAGCUCGUUUUCCCACGGCAAGGCAGAUGUUCUCAAAAUUGCAUCUGCUUUGGAGACUGACAAGUGCAAGCUAGAACUGGAAAAGCUGAAACUUACUUAUGAGGCAAAGAGUGAAAUCCUGGAAUCUCAAUUGAAGCUUUUGAGGAAAGACUUAGCUGAAUCUCAGAAAAAUUGUGAAGAUCUUAAAGAGCGACUAAAGCACAAAGAGUCUCUUCUUGCUGCUAAUAUUUCUAACCGUGUUGGUGGUCUUUGUUUGAAAUGCGCUCAGCAUGAAGCUGUCCUUUCCCAAACCCAUAAUAAUGUUCACAUACAGACCAUUGAGAGGCUGACUAAAGAAAGAGAUGACUUAAUGUCUGCACUAGUUUCCAUGAGGAGCAGUUUAGCAGACAUGCAGCAAAGAGAAGCGAGUGCUUACGAGCAGGUGAAGCAAGCUGUGUGCAUGACCGAGGAAGCCUGCUUUGAAAAAACGAAGGUUUUAAUCCAGUGUGAACAGCUGAAGAGUGAACUGGCGAGACAGACAGACCGGCUUCAAAAGGAGCUGUCAUCUCAGCAAGAGAAAAGGGCCUCUGAGAAAGACAUGAUGAAAAAGGACAUGGAAAAAGAACGGGAGAGCAUGAGAUCGAAGAUGUUGGCCCUGUCUCAGAAUAUUGCCCAACUGGAGGCCCAGGUGGAAAAGGUUACAAGAGAGAAGGUUUCAGCUAUUAAUCAACUAGAAGAAAUUCAAAGCCGGCUUACUUCCCAAGAAAUGGAUGUCACAAAGGUGUGUGGGGAAAUGCGCUAUCAAUUGAAUAAAACCAAAAUGGAUAAGGAUGAGGCUGAAAAGGAGCACAGAGAGUACAGAGCAAAAACUAAAAGGGAUCUUGAAAUUAAAGAUCAGGAAAUAGAGAAAUUGACAUUAGAACUGAGCAAAAGCAAGCAGCUUUUGGAACAGGAACGGCAGAAGGCAGCCCGGGCCAGAGAGGAGUGCCUGAAACUGACAGAACUGCUGGGCGAAUCCGAGCACCAACUGCACCUCACCAGACGUUUGAGACACGCUGCCAUACCCAAGUCCGAGGACACAGAGUCUGAGAAAGGAGAACAUGAAGCCACACCGCCGGAAGGGGGAAGGACAGCGCGGAGGAGGCAGGCUUUGAACUGGCUCCAUCGGACUCCAGAGCCUGUGCUUGAAACGCAUAUUCACCAAUAAGCACAAAAACGUAUUUCAGAGCUGAACAGAAACCUUGUUAUGGUUGUAAAAGCCCAGGUCACGGCCUGGGAUCAGGCCUCUUCCAUCUCUGUGUCUCCAGCACCAUGUCUGGCAUCAGGCGAAGUGGAGCGGGUUCUCUGUAAAUGCAGAAUCAGUUUGCCUCUCCUCUUUAUUGUUCGGGAAAAUUAAGAAGGAACCACACUCAUCGUCACGUGACACCCAGCUUAUAGGUCGGAAGACCAAGCUUCCCGUCCCUCUUCGUUUGAAGAGGACAGUGUGACAUUGACACAUUCUUCCUAUUCCACAGUGAACUUGGUCUUUUUUUCUACUCCCGAGUUUCUUGAAGAAUUUUUAGUCGAAAGUUUCCAUUUAAAAGUUAAGCUCAUUUUUUUUCUUGUGCUCCUUUCAUGAAUAAAUUAGGCAGAGAACAUGUCAAAAAUAAUUUUAAAUGGAUGUAUGUGUAACCAACAUCAGGUCUCAAAAUAGAUGGCCUUGGUGCUGUUUUAAAUCGUGUCCUCUUUUCCUUCCCUCACCCAGUAUCAGAGCGCACAGGCUGCCAGGGAGCCCGGAGAGAAAAGGCAUUUCGUUUUGCCCUGGUGGAUGCCACGUGGCCUGAGCCCGCUCUGCUCCACCUGUUUGACGGGCUAAGAACCCUGGUCUCCUGGUCUCCGUGAGGCCUGAGCCAGGAGAGGUUAGAGUCCCAGGCUGCUGCGGAGUGUGCCUCUGCAGGUUCUGCUUACCGUUCCCUGGCUCACUCCUCUGAGUUCUGGGAAGCCCACAUGUGUGUGCAAUGAAAGCCUAUGCUGGGGACAAACUCGUCUCCCCUGCCACCCAGGCCCACAGCCUGGAGCAUGGUGGUGGCAGCAGCCAACUCAUUUGCUCAAGAAGCCCAGAGGAAACAGAAAGAAUCGCCCACCCCACUUGCCCGCUCAACAACAAUGAACAUCACGUUCAGUGAAAAUAGGAGAAAACAAAAACCCAUAGACUUGUAAUCCUGGUAGCCCUAAGAAGGGAUAUUUUCUAAAAGAAAGUUCUGUUCUCCAAUAUCAAUUUAGGGUAAGGGAAGUACGAAAAGAAAUUCAUCAGCUGGAUGUUUAAUUUCCUCUUACACACCUCUUCCUAAAGGGAUGUGUGGAUUAGACCAAUCGUUAGGCGUUACUCAUUUGUUAUUUACAGUUUCCCCGAUACCUGCAGGUACAUUAUACAAUGACUCAUUGGUGGAUAAAUCCUGGGUUAAAGCUGAAGGAUUCUGGGAAAAGUAGAGGCUUGGAGAUUCUCCAGUCCCCUCAGUGGCCAUCUUGGACACUGUUCCUGGGUGACCAGGGCCCAAUUCUAGUAAACACAUUUGUAUUAAGCUCCUUAAUGUGUUAGAGUGGCUGAGCAGAGAAUAUAGUUCCCUGAACUCAGGAACUCAGAGUGGGCACCAAAUGGGUCAGAAAACAUUUGCAAGUGGCCCGAAAAGCCAGUGUCCAGCUGAGGGGAAGACCACCCCACCUUGGCUCUGCACAACCUCUCCGCAGCUGGCCUGGGUCACCUGAGGGAGGGUGGGGAGAAACAGGCAGAGCAUCACAGAGAUUCCUCCAGCGAGGACACUGGUGUCUAAGUGACGCGUCCCUCUGACACCUACGUUGUGUCAAUCUCCAAGAAGCCUCAUUCUCACCAGGAGAUUUGUCAAAAGAAUGCACCCUGUGUUGAGGGAGUCUUUGUUAUAAAUAUAACCACACCAACAAAGGAAGUAUAUAAAAUAAAGUAGCAAGUCACUGUUGGAAUACAGACAAAGUGUGGAGGUAGGGGGUGUUCAAGAUGAGGCACCCGAAGUGGCUUUUGGCAGUUAUUCGAGAUUUGCUUGUGUUCUGGUAACUGAUCUGCGGUGUGGUUCAGCAGAUGGGGCAUCACUUGAUCUUGACACUGGUCCUACUUGUGUUUCUGGUCAUCUUCUGUCACCUUGGGAACAAUCCCCUACCGCACUUUCUGUCCUACAGACCUGAACUGUGAUUUUCUGAGGGAAUGUACGAGAAUGAAAAUCAAUGAUACUCAUUCAGGUUUCUGUGAGCCUGAGGCGUUGCCCAUCUCUCCAGGGCCUCUAAUGCUUUGAAUAUGAAUUCACGUAAAAUAAGUAGCAGUUAAAUGCAAUGCUCGACCUAGAAAACUCCAGGGCAGUUGAGGCACAAGCAGCACUCAAGUCCUUUUUGCCAAGGUGGCGGUGUUGACAGAUGAGGGAUGCAAAGGGAGUACAUUGUUAAAUAGAUAACUCCCUAUUGUCUAACUCUCCAGUGCCCCCUUUGUCUUUAGAGGAAGGCCACUUGCCAUUUUGGAUAUUAACUGUUUGUCAAACAAGAGCUCAUGGAAUCAGCUCUGCUUUGUGGUGCUGAUGACAGUUCUUAACCCAUUUCUGAAGUGAGGCAUUUAUUCAGAAUCAUUCACUAUUGAAUUAGUCAACAGCAUCUGAGUUGAGGAAAGAUGGUAAUGAUAUUAAGGAAUAAUAAAAGUCUUCUAUAGGGGAAAUAGACCCUAUGUCAGAACUACAGAAGAACCCCAGUCCUACACUCAGGCUGACUUGCACAAAGAGAUUAUCUGUUAAAAGUGGGAGAAAACAGGAGACAACUCGUGUAACUAAUAAACUUUUUAGAUGCUGUUUCAUAUGUUUGCUUUUCAUUAAAUUCAGGAAUGGUUGCAACUAUGUUGUUGUGAUUCAGUCAACAUUUAUUCCUAUCUGUUUUUCAUAUACAAAGGCUUAGGGGUGCCAGAAAAUAAACUGUUAACGGAGAA
Hipposideros armiger (great roundleaf bat) is the source of this 4692-nucleotide messenger RNA. It is a transcript of the gene SDCCAG8, whose product is annotated as SHH signaling and ciliogenesis regulator SDCCAG8. Gene Ontology annotation, biological process: neuron migration; centrosome cycle; establishment of cell polarity. The transcript has 14 exons. Bases 130 to 1923 code for a protein of 597 amino acids. NCBI's taxonomy places the organism in Eukaryota, Metazoa, Chordata, Mammalia, Chiroptera, Hipposideridae. The record is from RefSeq and is a predicted model, not a curated record. Gene Ontology annotation, cellular component: centrosome; centriole.